This is a messenger RNA of Schistosoma guineensis, 4302 nucleotides long. The record is from the annotation of a GenBank genome assembly. Lineage: Eukaryota; Metazoa; Platyhelminthes; Trematoda; Strigeidida; Schistosomatidae.
AUGUUUUCUUUGGACGGCUUUUUCUCCGAACUUUCUCGGUGUACUAGUUUGCUUCAAUCCAUAGUCCCAAGCGUUUGUGAUGUUGGACGGCUUGAGAGUACUCCUAAUUUUACUUCCGAAUAUCUGGAGUCGGAAGAAGUUUACGCAGGACUACCUACUGUUUUCAACUCUAAAUGCAUCAAAAAACAGCUUGAAAGCUGUCUGAAGGCAUUGGAAGGUACUCCAAAACAUCCUGACCAGUCGGUCCGUCAACUGUUAACGCGAGUCGAACUACUCGGAAUUCUUGCUUCCUGUCAGAAUCUUUUCGAAUUGGAAUCGUCAGUAUGGAAAGUAAUGUUUACAGUCAGCGACAACUCAGGAAGAUUUUUGGAUGCUUCUUAUGCUUUGACAAACUACUGUCUUUCAAAAAUUUUUGCAUAUGAACAAAAUGCUUCGGUUUAUGAUACCCUGAAUUCAGUUCGUACCGAGGUUCUUACAGUUCUUAACAACAGUAAUGAAAUUUUUGAGUCCACACAUGAAGCUUGUUUGACAGGCCGACUCCCUACUCCACAUGCACAUUUCCAGUCGAUGGUUGUAUCCCUUGGAAGAGCCUAUAUCGAACACUAUUUCAACUGGCCUGCUUUUUCUGCAAACCUGGAUCUUAUUCGACUGCAGUAUAAAGAGUUCUUUGAGGGAAAGUCAUGGGCUGUUGUCUGUGCUCGUGGUUACUUCUACUGGCUGCAUCUUCAUGCUCGCUGCAUAUUUGGUGCUAACUUUGAGUUGGUCAAUACACCUCUUCAGUCAGGCACUCACGAUACGUUCCCUCCACCGCCCGUAUCUCCUCUGCAUGCUGCAGUUAUUGUUCGUAUGCAUGGUCAAACACUAGUGAAAUUUAUGCGUUUGUGUUGUGAGCAGAAAUUACAAAAUCGUUCCUGCACAAAACAGCAAGUUAAGGUCGGGAUCGGGAAAGAAAAUAAAGAUCCGUCUGUUGGUCCCAAAAAUUUGAAAAGGUUUGUUGAACCAAAGCCAGUACCUUCAGAACUCAAAGUAUCUACCGCUGCUUGGUCUUCUGUUUCAUUAACAGAUAAUGAAUUACUUAAUCUGUGGUUGGGAACGCGACUACUUUUAUACGGUUGCCAUCAAACUGCUGAGUUAUAUACGCUUCUAGGUACUGUAAGAGAAGCACGUGUGUAUCAAAAUGAGUUAUUAUGCGUUGGCCAACGUUUUCACUUAUGCAGUUAUACACAAAUUGCUCUGAACUUAAUGGCACAUCUAGAUAUGUUUGCUCAACGUCAAUGGGCUUUUGAAUUACGUCUGCGACAGCUAAAUCACAUUGCAACAUGUCAAGUGUCUCUUGAGGAACUAGUCACUAAAAGAACUAAGCAAAAUUCAAAAGGAAAUUUGAAUUCAAAAGCUACCACGGAAAUUGAUGAGUCUGCUUUUAUUCAUUCUAAAACAUUUCCCAAUCAAUCUCUCUACAAUGGUCUUGGUGAGAAUCAGUUGGUGAAAGAUACGACGGUAGUAAAUUCUUUGUCAAACGAUUCAUUUUCCGACGGUUCUAAUCCUCUUUUGUCCGGCUACAAUAGACCAUUCAGUUCAAUUUUUUCUAGUAGUCCAACACGACGUACAUACUUUAAUAACAAAAGUGAAGCAGUUGAUACCUAUCCAAGUGCUACCCAAAUUGCUUCCGCAAUCGCUGGACAACGACUUACCUCAGAAUGGAAUGAGUGGUACAGUAAAGGAUUCUAUAUACCUCACACUGUCGAUUUUGCCUUUGAAUCUGUAAGCAAGUCCUUCCUGAGUGUUGGUGGAUUACCUCUAGGAACCUGUGUUUGUUUAAUCCUUAAUGGGGUUUCCUGGCCUUGGUUGUUUAACUUGACUCAGGUAGUUCGAAAUGAACUGUUACCAUCCCCUCAUUUCUUACCUGCUUUGUACACUGUUCCAUUGGUGCAUGUCAAAGCAACUGUAAAAACUCGUAAUCAUGGAGAGCCUAAUAAAAAUAAAGAUCUCAUAGAAGCUUUUUCAUUGCUCAGUAUCACUCCUACAGAAAAUUCAUCAGAAACCUGGAAUAAUAAUAUUGAAAAAUCAUCGUCACCUCAACUUCAGUCAAAGAAAGAUUUUCAUACUGGCAAACAGUUACCACCUCCUGUACCUAAACCAAAUGCUCCCCGUCGUCCAGCAGAUAACCGAAACAAAACUAGUUUAAAUAUUUCACCACACAACAGAAGUCGCUGUCAAUCAUCCCAUUAUCAACAGGUUGGUAAAACCACUGAAAUUAAUGAGGUAACUAUAGAAUCCACAAUACAAACUAGACGCUGUGAUAAUCCCUUAACGAAUAAAGAUAUUAUUUUAGAUAAUCAUGAAGCAGACAAUGAAAUAUUGAUACCAUUACUUGGUUAUACCUUUCGAAAACCAGCUAAUUCUCAACCUCUGGAAAUAUAUUGUGACCAUUUGUCCAAAACUAAAAAUGUUUUGAGGAAAAGAGAAAACAAAAAUAUAGGCUCGGGCAAAGGCCAUACCAUAGUUCUAGACCCAGUGGAAUCAUGUUCUUCUUUAAUUGAUGCGCCUUUGCGUCCACGUAGCGUCAGGUUAGCGUCCAAGUGGGCUGCUAAUCAAAUCAAGACAAAAUUGGUCAAUACAUUAUGUGAAGAAAAUCCUCUGUUAUCGGAGAAUAUAGAUCAGAUGAGUCAGGUUUCUAAUAAUAUGGCUACACGUUUGUAUGGCGCUUAUCAGCAACUAUCUAGCUUUCCAGUCCCAAAUCUAUUACGUCCUAUAUGCCAAUGGCUGGGUAUUUAUUGGUUAGGAAAAGGUGAUCAACUACAAGCGGGAAGAUUUUUAUCUCAAGCUAUCGGUAUUGGACCCACAACCUUGUACUUAUCUAUCUUAAGCUCUCGGAUAAUUCAUUUGAAGUCAUCUGAUUCUCAAGAUUCUGUUUCUGAUCGCAGCAAAAAAUGUAACUGGUUCCCUAUUUUGAAUCGAGUAAUGACUGUUUGUGCUCCUAAUAAUUUUCUAAUGGAAAAUGUAAUUCAGAUGCCUACUUGUGACGAUAAUAGUUCACUUAAAGUUCGGGUUAUUCAACUCUGUCUUGUUGAUGAACUCAGUUGCAAGUCUAAUUUAAUUGAUAAAAGUGAUGAUAUUUACCAUCACACUAUUUCUCCAUAUGGACUCGGUGCUCGUUCCGGAGGUUACUUACUAGUAUCGCGUUAUAUAGGUAUUUCUGGUCAAUCUUUAAGAACAUUUGAAGUGGAGACACGUGUUAUGCAUGGAUUCACUCAUUCUGGUUUUAAAUAUAUGGAUAGUUUUGAUGAAAUUCAGACGGAGAGUCUUGAUUCGAUGGCUAUUGAAGAUCGUGCUAAUUACUGGCGUAUACGUUAUAACUUGGAUGAACGACUAGAAAAUUUACUUACUGAAAUACGUCGUGAAUGGUUUACUAAAGAUGAUCUAGAUUGGUUAUUCAGUCGAGAGAAAUAUUGUCGUAAUAAUGAACUCAAAAAUGAUUAUAACCCUCCUUCUGUAGUCAUUAUUCCGGAUCGACGACUAGUUUAUUUACCUUGGGAAUGGAUACUAUGGGAUCGUAAUCCAACUUCAUGUACUCCAACAAUGACUCGUAGCUUCAGCUUACCUUUAGUUGUUGGUCACUUGGCAACUCAGUAUAUGCCUUGUCAGAAUAUUGAGGCUAACAUUUCUCCCAAUGCUGAACAUAUGAAAUUAUGUUCUUUUAAUCCUGAGCGUGCAUUUUAUAUCCUUAACCCAGAAUCCAAUCUACCCUCUACUCAACAAACCUUUGAACCGAUAUUCCACAACCUAUCCAGUUGGACAGGUGUCACUGGAAGAAUUCCAACUUUAGAGGAGGUGAACAAUGGUUUCACAAAUCAUGAUCUUCUAAUAUUUUUGGGUCAUGGGAAUGGUUCACAAUUUCUACUACACACUUUCAAUCAAGGUCUCAAUGCACGCUCCGUUACCUUGAUUCUUGGCUGUAGUUCCGGUAAACCUCGUAGUGCUGGACGACAUGAACCUUAUACUUCACUAUUUAAUCAUCUUAUUGCUGGAUGUCCCUUUGUUUGCGGAUUGUUAUGGGAUGUUACUGAUCGGGACGUUGAUAGAUUUACUUUAAAAUUCCUGACUAGUUGGCUGGGAAAAGAUGGUUCUGAUGACGGACGUGAUGCAAAACCACAUGGAACUUUAGGACAGUCUAUUUUUAACGCAACUUCGGCUUGUAAACUGAAGCAUCUUGUUGGAAAAUCAGUCAUUGUUUAUGGGAUCCCCUCUGAACCUAAAAGAAGAUCACUUCUGAAAUUUCCAUCCUCACUUGUUAAAAAAUAA